Penaeus monodon (black tiger shrimp) is the source of this 1065-nucleotide messenger RNA. RefSeq names its product E3 ubiquitin-protein ligase RNF12-B-like. The coding region runs from base 1 to 1065 and encodes 354 amino acids. NCBI's taxonomy places the organism in Eukaryota, Metazoa, Arthropoda, Malacostraca, Decapoda, Penaeidae. The record is from RefSeq and is a predicted model, not a curated record. The transcript has 4 exons.
AUGAGAGCCAACCACUUCCGUACAGAGCUCGCCCCUGCCACGAAGGCCAACUCCAGGGAGGCCUUUCAGCGGACAGAGCAAAAACUCCUGAUAAGCGACCUUUGUGAAGAGAGGGAUACUCCUACUUGCGUGAGGAUCGAGAGCCCGACGGUCGAACCAGUGAAGCAGAGAGGCAAACCGAGAGAUGGCCUCGCAUAUGGAAAACUGUCCGUCGGGCUGCGAUAUGCAAAAAGUUUCCAGCAACAGCCCGAGGAACUGCAGGCCAAUUUAAUCAAUUGGGGCAUCCGUCAGCCGUCAGCCGUCAGCCGUCAGCCGUCAGCCGUCAGCCGUCAGCCGUCAGCCGUCAGCCGUCAGCCGUCAGCCGUCAGCCGUCAGCCGUCAGCCGUCAGCCGUCAGCCAGCGAGGUCUUCAUUAGCAAGCAAACAUCUGAGGAAACCCGGGGGAAGGGGAGGCCGGGGGUCAGGGGCGAAGAAUCACGUUAACCAAGAGGGAAACUGCCCAAUGCCAUUUCCUCCAGCGGUGGACAGGACGCCAAAGAUCAUCUCAGUGGAGGAGAGGCCAGCGCCACAGCAGGCGGAGGCAGUAGUGAUCGAGCCAGAGGAGGAACUCGCGGUAGAUGACUUUGUUCUCCUUCCAAACCCUCUCACUGAAGGCCAAGUUGCUGAGCCGGCAGAGGCCGUCACUCCCCCGCCAGCCAACUCCCCACUGGACAUUCCCACUUACCUACCUAUCGAAAUCCCUCAGGAUACAAGCGCCCCCACUUACCUUCCCCUGGACGCGGGGGACGUCUUCGAAGCCCCGCAACUUCCUCCAGAGGAAUUCCAAGAAGCACCUGAGCCCAGCGAGGCCCCAGCAGGCAGCCCUCAACCCUUCCCGUCCUCUCUUCCGGAGCCCGAGGAGGCCCAGUCCCGUGGCCCCAUCGACGUCCCCGCUCCUCCUGCCGCUGCCACGACAGGAAGAGGCACGAGGACCCGCGGGAGAGCAAGAGGCUCUUCGUCUCGAGGGGCGUCUGACAACGGCGGUGGCGCUGUAAGAACAAGGUCGAGAUCGAGAAGUCAGGGCUGA